AUGGUCUUCCUUCGCCUGACGGUGAAGGUUUACCCUCGAAAUCCGAAUGCCCCGAGAACCGGAUCGCCAGCUAGCUUUCUCCUCCCCGUCGAGAACCCAGAGGAUACUAGCUUGGGCGGUCUGGCGAGCUUGAUCCAAGAGAAAUGGAAGAAACUCCGACCCCACGAGGGCGCGCUGGAAAUCAAGCAAAUCGUCGAUGAUGCCCACGAAUCUGCCGAUCUUGAUCCGGAUAUGACCGUCGCCGAUGUCUGGGUUGACCUUGGCAAAGCGCGCAGCGAUAACUGCGACCAGCGCGGCACUGUUCGCGUGAUCCAGAAACCUACCGAUGAACCCUACGCUCCAGUUCGCUUCCCCUCCGUCACGCACGACUGGGACGCCGCCGCCCAGGAAUUUCAGCGCCAACGACGCGUGAAGAAUGAGCCCGCCUCGCCACCCAUGGGCACCAUCCCCGAAGAGGGGUCACAGCCAGAGGCUGAAGACUCGGGGAGUGAGGAGAGCGGCAGCGAGGAAGAAUCGGGUGGCGAGGAGGAGACUGGUAGCGAGGAAGAAGCCGAGGAGGCUGAAGAGACCGAGAGCGAGAGCGAUUCCGUUGAAGAGGUAGCAGGACCGGGCACGCGAAAGGAAGCAACGCUCGAUGCCGAGCCGGAAAUCAAAGAAGAGACCGAUGACGAGGAAGGAUCUGAGGAGGGCGGUGCCGAUGUUGAACCGGUCGCGCAGGCCAAAACCGACCAGGAACAGGGAGAGGAGACAGACGAUGGGGACGAAGAGAGCGACAACGAGGAGGACAAGGACGAGGACGAGGACGAGGACAAGGAAGAGAGUGAGGAAGAGGAAGAGCCAAAUGAAGUGAUAGACAACGCCGCCAAGGACGCUGAACCGGAUGAGGAAGAGACCGGCGACGAAGAGACUGGCGACGAAGACGACAGUGCCGGAGAAGAAAGCGAGGAAUCCGAGAGGGGUGAGGAGCCAAACGAUGAAAUGGAGGUCGACGAAGAGGAGGAAGUUUACGAGGCACCACGAUCCUCCCGGCUCAAACGUGCGAGGGAUGCCGACGAGUUCCAAGAGCCCAGCAAACAGCCACGACUUGACCAGGCCGGAAGCCGCGCCCAAGAGAACGGGGAACCCAGCCCAGAGAAACGCCUGCAGAGCACUUCGGGACUGGGAUUGGGCAUUACCAAGAGCCCGCCCUCCAAGAAGCCGGCGAUGAUCACCCCCAGCACGCCUGCUAUCCGUCGUGGCCCCUUGUUCCAAACGAACGGGACGCCAUCCGCUACCUUGACCCCUAAUACCGCGUCGCGACUGCCAUCGGCGCUGCGCAAGGAGUCGCCGACGCAAAGAUCAGCUGUUCGUCGGUCGGUCUCAUUCGCCGAUGAAGACGACGUGGUCGACGAGUGGGCCAACAAGCCCAAAUAUACUCCGCAGAGCACGCCCAAGCAAGCGAACCAAGACUCGAUUUCGUCGAAAUCAGCAAGAUCACAGCAGCCUCCACCCGCCGGGGCAGCCGCAGACACUGGCGGAGAUGAAGCAGCCCAGAAUCAGGAAGCGAUGAGGAAACUCGAAGAAGACAUCGAAGCCGCUACAAAGAAAGGACAGACGGGGCUUGCUCAGCACAUGAAGAAAAUACUGAAGCAUCGGAUCGUCCUAAGCCACAACGUGGGAACGAAAGUCAAAAGGAAUAUGGAAAGGGCACAGAGAGCUCGCGAUAACGUGGCAGACCUGGAAAAGCAGUUGGUCGAGAUACAAGCGCGCAGCACCUCAUCCACUUCCACGCCUGCUUCGAAAAAGGUUGAGGUAGUGGUCCCUGCCACUGCUGCAACGAACGGUGACAAGUCGAAGUCUGUCGAGAGAGAUGCGACCCCUGGUCCGACAUGUGCGUUUCAGAUGAAAGCGGCAUCCGAAGACGAUGAAGAUUCCGACGAAUCAGCCGAUGAUGAGCCUCUGGAGACUCAGGAGGUGAAUCUAUUCUCCGAUACGGAAGAGGAGCCUGCUCGCACAAACACAAGCGCCAGCAAUGCGAAGGAGGGAAGAAAAGGUUCAGCACAGAAACAGACGUUCUUUGCCACCCAUGCGCCUGUCACGGGCACCAAAAACAAGCGGUCGUCCCUGAGGUCCUUAUUGGAUGACCAGAAGAAGGCGCAGCAGGAAAGAGUCCAGUCAAUGGAGCCCCUUGCUCUCCCCAAGAAACAGGCAGAGCCGGAAGACUCGUCAGAAAGCGAAUUCGAGGAUAGUGACAGUGACCAAAGCCAGUCUGACGAAGGCGAUAUCAAACCGAACGGAGUUAUUGGCACGAUACGACGAGCUUUGGGAGGAUACUAA
Molecule: messenger RNA, 2316 nt
Organism: Aspergillus terreus NIH2624
Lineage: Eukaryota; Fungi; Ascomycota; Eurotiomycetes; Eurotiales; Aspergillaceae
Exons: 2
Coding region: 1-2316 (771 amino acids)
Source: RefSeq, a predicted model, not a curated record